UUUGAAGCUAUUAUACACAGACAACGGACACAGCUUCCAAAAGCUAAAAGCUUAAGGAAUCACAUUAAAGCAAGCAGAUCCUAAGGAAUCUUAAGGAAACAGAGAACAUGUCGACAUUUUACAUUCCUUCUGUUGGCUUUUUACUGCUUAUAAGUUUGGCGCUCACAAGCGCCCACCCGCUACAAAGUACAGCCUUGACCACAGAAGACCUGGACAUCUUGAAGCUUCUGCUCAGCCAACUGGAAGAAUCAGCUCCUGUUCAAACACUGGAACCGGAAGUGGAAGAAACAGGGGUUAAUGAAGAUGAAGUUGUAUCUCAGCCUGAGUUGCUUGCUAGGGACUUUCUUUCUGCUAGGGACCUGAAGACAGUUCGCCAAGACUCCAGCUCCAAGAAGUACUCGGGUUGUUUUGGCCGCCGGCUGGACCGGAUCGGCUCCAUGUCGACUCUGGGCUGCAACACUGUUAGACACCAGAAACCACAGAGAAAAUGAGGUCUUAAGCAGAACUGCUGUCAUUGACUGAGAUGACUUCAAGAUUAAAUUGUUAAAUGUGUACUUAUUUAUUAAAAUAUUUAUUGAUCUGUCUGGAUAUAAAUGUAUAUUUAUAUGCAUUCUUUAUUUAUUCUCAACAGUGAGUUGUAUAUGUAAAUGAAAUACUCAAUAAAUG
Molecule: messenger RNA, 666 nt
Organism: Tachysurus fulvidraco (yellow catfish)
Lineage: Eukaryota; Metazoa; Chordata; Actinopteri; Siluriformes; Bagridae
Gene: nppb
Product: natriuretic peptide B
Exons: 3
Coding region: 108-491 (127 amino acids)
Biological process (GO): receptor guanylyl cyclase signaling pathway; neuropeptide signaling pathway; cGMP biosynthetic process
Cellular component (GO): nucleus; extracellular region; cytoplasm
Molecular function (GO): hormone activity; hormone receptor binding
Source: RefSeq, a predicted model, not a curated record